Molecule: messenger RNA, 1365 nt
Organism: Metarhizium acridum CQMa 102
Lineage: Eukaryota; Fungi; Ascomycota; Sordariomycetes; Hypocreales; Clavicipitaceae
Source: RefSeq, a predicted model, not a curated record
AUGACUCCAGACGAGAUCAUCACAGCCGCCAACGCAAGGAUUUCUCAGCAGGAGCACGAGAUCGCUAGGCUCAAGGGUAACGUGAAGAGUCUAGCCACUGCACUCAACGACGUCGGUUCUCUCUUUGAAGCCCAAACUAAAGGACGAUACCAGGCUACGCAGGAAGUAGAAUGCCUCCGGGGCCAAGUUAGUUUUCUUGAGAGAUACAUCGCCUUCAUUGAUGAAAAGUACUCAGCCAUCACUCGAGAAGCAACGGCUCACUUUCAACACCAGUUGGCUGCCGCAAAUUGGUCUACUUAUCAAUGGAGCCAAGACGCGGCCUCUUACAGCUUGGCGACGAGAGCCCUCCAAGAGAAGCUAGCGGCCAAAAGUAAAGAGGAAAACGCAAGUGAGAAGGAGAUUCAGGAGAUGCUUGACAAGUACACUGCAAUGCAAGCAACCGUGUUGAAGACGGAAAUGGAAAAAGAAAACGCCGAGCGCGAUUUGCAGGAAACUGAGCGCCAACUAGCCAAAGCCAACAAAGCGACCCAAGACCUGAUGAGGGAUCAUGAAGAAGUGACGUCGAAGCUACUCAGCCAGAACAAGUUCCUUGAUGCUCAAAAACGGAAAAAGACAAGAGAGGCCGCUCAAGCUCGAGAACAAGUUACCAGAGAAAGAAAUGUUGCUGAGCAGCAGCUGAAGGAAACAGAGGAAAUGAUAAAAAAGAGCCGCAAGCUCGAGAAACGGUUGGCCGAAAAGGUCAAAAAGCAAGAGAAGCUUCGACAUGAAUGCGACACCAUUUUCAACGAAGCCAAGGCGAUUCGCCAAUCGAGAUUGCUACAAAUCAAAAGACGCAAAGCAAUCCAAGCUUAUACAGAGUCUCAGGGAUCAAGUGGCAAGCUUGGAAUCGGCCGAGAGGACGAAUGCCUACACCAAGGCCGUCGAAGAUUUAAGCAUGGAACCGAGACACGUCUCAAAGAGCUCAGUUUGGCCAAGGCGAAAGAACAGGAUAAACUGCUAGCUCAAGUGAGGGGUGCUUCCUCGAGGAGGACUGCUGAGGUUGUGAAGCUGUUGGACGGUUCAAAGCACCGAGUUGAGAAGUACAUCUUUGACAAAGUAUGGGAUCUACUAAAAAACAUCGACAGCCAGGAGAAGAGGGAGAUAGCAUUCAAGACAAUAGUCACGUUCCUCGGUUUGGUACUCGAGGAUGUGGACGCUAUUAUCCAGGACGGCGGCGAGAUCAAGGUCCUCAUAGCGGAACUUACGGAAUUAUUCAGUGAAGCUGCGACUCCUUCCACCGAGAGGUUUGCCAAGGCUUUCAUCGAAUUUAGUCAGCAGAGCGUAGAGGGGCUGCAGCCGGAGGAUAAGCAGAAGGCCACAGAGUAA